AUGAGCAACUCAAACGACCCAGCACCGAACGGUGCCUCAAAGCCAACCUUUACAAUCGGGACGACAACGCCCAGCGAUGCAACCGAUGAAUUAUGUCCCAGGCUAGGCACGCUCCAGCUGCCGGGCCGGCGCACAGUAGAGACGCCCAACUUCACAGCUGUCACGUCCAGAGGAGUCAUCCCCCACUUGACACCCGAGGUCGUGUCGAAAUAUACUUCAUUCAGCUCUGCAUAUAUAUCUCUCGAGGACUUUCUCGAGAAAAAGGACCAUGCCAUACUAAAGAUGCCAACCACGGACAGGCCUCUACACGCAUUCACCUCGUUUCCCACGCACAUCCCUACCAUUGUCGCCGCGCGGCGCUGUCCAUCGGUCCUUGCGCCGGGGGGAAACACGGCCAAGAACAUAUCCAUCUUCACCUCCACCGGUUUCAGCACAAUCACCGUUCCCAAAUUCGCGGCCACUGUGGCCCACAUACGGCCAGACAUUGUCAUUCCUCUCGCCGAUCUGCUGCACAUCAGUCUGAAUCCAUCUCUGAAGAAGAAGGUCCGCAUGGCCGAUCGCACAGAGUCAUGGAUGGACGAGUUCCUGGAGCUGGUGAAUGCGGACGUCAGAGAGAGUGCAGGGAUCAAGGUGUUUGCGCCCAUCCUCCCCAUUGACCACGCCACGCAAUGGGCGUAUAUCAACCAUCUUAACGAGGAUCUGUCGGGAGACCUGGCCGGUCUCGCCAUAUACGACGUCAACAUUCUACCGGAUCUCCAGCUGUACAAGAACCUGACCAGUCUGCCGAAGCUGUCGCUUGAUCUACCCAAAACGCCACAUGAUGUGCUACGACAGGUGGCGCUCGGCGUGGACCUCGUUCUGGCUUCCUUUGUCAACGUCAUCUCAGAUGCUGGCAUUGCGUUUUCCUUCACCCUACCCACGGAUGGAGAUAUCCCUACGGAUGGCGACGCUGGAGCGAUAAGGCCGCUGGGCGUUGACAUGAGUGAGACUGCCCACGCGACCAGUCUGGAACCUCUCCUGGCGGAUUGUGUAUGCUACACGUGCACAAAGCAUCACAGAGCCUAUGUCAACCAUCUUCUCCACGCAAAGGAGAUGCUUGGGUGGAAUCUGUUGCAGAUCCACAAUCACCACGUCCUCAGCGUCUUCUUCUCCUCGAUACGCACGGCCAUGGGUCGGGGUACCUUUGAGGCGGCAAGGGAGGCUUUCGGCAGAGCCUGGGAUGUCGACUUUCCACAGGGUAUGGGGGAACGACCGAGGGCGAGGGGUUAUCACUUCAAAAGCGAAGUGUCCCAGGAAAAGUACAACAAGCCGGUAUGGAAGGGCUUGGAACCUGGCCAGGGGGUGAUGGCGGAUGUCUAG
Messenger RNA from Emericellopsis cladophorae, 1359 nucleotides. Its product is annotated as Queuine tRNA-ribosyltransferase-like protein. Lineage: Eukaryota; Fungi; Ascomycota; Sordariomycetes; Hypocreales; Bionectriaceae. Gene Ontology annotation, molecular function: tRNA-guanosine(34) queuine transglycosylase activity. Bases 1 to 1359 code for a protein of 452 amino acids. The record is from RefSeq and is a predicted model, not a curated record. The transcript has 2 exons.